This is a messenger RNA of Sphaeroforma arctica JP610, 1632 nucleotides long. RefSeq lists its product as hypothetical. The transcript has a single exon. The record is from RefSeq and is a predicted model, not a curated record. Lineage: Eukaryota; Ichthyosporea; Ichthyophonida. Bases 177 to 1439 code for a protein of 420 amino acids.
UUCACUCGUGAACAGUGAACAGUGAACACUGAAUUGAGGUGGCACAGUCAGACAGGAGGAGUCAAGUGUGCGCAAUGUUUUAAAAAAUUUAAAUUUUAUUAUUCUUUAUAUAUAUAACGAAUGUCGCUGGAAGUAGCAAUUCAUAUAUAGUUAUACGAGGCAAUAAAAAACACAAUAUGAACAACGUACGAUUUGAAGACGUCGCCGAAGAAGCACAUAGCUCGUCCUCCUAUAAUCCCGAGUCAAAGUCACAGAUAUUAUGUGACCCAAAAUCGAGUAACAGCAUCACAACGGAUGAGUCACUUCCAGAACGAAGAAACACGAGUGUCGAAACGGGGUUCAGCACUUUCAAGAGAAUAUGGAGGGAAAAGAAGAUAGCACAAGCUGAUUUCGAGAUUGUUGCGCAUUGGGCCGUCAUUGGAAAUGUUCUUGCGGUGCUGAUAUUCUAUGGGGUUAUGUAUACAUGGUGCGCGCUGGUGUUGGAUACACAGGACCCUUCUAAAGUCGCAAUGCCUUGGGGAAAUAACGACACAAUAGUAGUACUUGUUACAAUCACAUUUUGUACCACCUUCAUGCUCAUUGUGGUAUGUACCGGAUGCUGUAUAUGGAAGCGCGACCACCCACUAGUGAAGGCUCGGGGGAUAGUUUUCGUGUCUGGAAUAGGAAUUACGGCCCUACUGGUGUCCGUAACUCAAUACUCUAUAGUUCUCACAUAUUUUCUACCUACUCUAUGGGAAGGAAGGAAGCAUCACCUAAACACUUAUCUCGCAAUGGGAGAGUACAUAACCGUCACGAGUACCUUGGCACUGAUCGUUGCACGCGAAGGUAUUAUCUUUAUGAUUUUCAUUCAAACACCGUACAGGGGAAAAAUAUCGUACAAUGGACACUUCGCUAAGGUUGUAGGAGGCAUGUUUAUUCUUUCCUUAUUCUCGUUUAUGCCAUACCUGUUGGCCACGGUGCUAGAUUGGGAGGGAAGAAUAUACUACACUUUGUUUGUGCUCAUACCUUGGGAGGUGGCAAUAGGGGUGCUGGCAUACUAUACCUAUAGAACCCGCGAUGUCAGCUCGUCUUUUUCGGACUGGAAGAGUAAUUUCCGGAUUGGCAUUGUAUUGGCUGUCGGCAGCAAUUUAAUUGUAUUUUCGAUGGUGAUAGAUUUCGGCGCCCCAGAAUAUGGAGUCUUGCCGGGUUCAUGGGAGUUGUUCGUUUUCUACUUUGCCUCAAUGGCUAAGAUUGCAUACACGGUGUUGGACUUAUUUGCUCUUCUGGCGGUCAUCUCGGUGAGCGAUAUGAAGAUAAUCGGGAAGUUGAGUCCCAGAGCCACUACAUUGGUCCAAUGCCAAUCCACGGCGGUUACAACCUCAGUAGCCGUAAAACAAUCUAGAAUUCCUUCGCAUGGAAAUCCUUCAUUGAUGACCACUGCAUCCGUUACGUCGAUUUGAUAUACGAUGAUAGAGGUCAUAGUAUAAUUUGUCAAUCGCGCUUCAAAAGUCAUCGAUUGACACAACGUAUAAUGUCAUCCUGCCGGCACCUGCUGCAGUCGCAGGAGCAUCACCAGACCCAUUGUAGUUCAGAAUGCAACUAAUAUUUAUUAAACCAUCAAUAUGCAAGGUUUAUGAACUUGCAAAUGUCAGA